This is a messenger RNA of Wyeomyia smithii (pitcher-plant mosquito), 5622 nucleotides long. RefSeq lists its product as uncharacterized. Gene Ontology annotation, molecular function: nucleic acid binding; zinc ion binding. Gene Ontology annotation, biological process: DNA integration. NCBI's taxonomy places the organism in Eukaryota, Metazoa, Arthropoda, Insecta, Diptera, Culicidae. The coding region runs from base 1 to 5622 and encodes 1873 amino acids. The transcript has 4 exons. The record is from RefSeq and is a predicted model, not a curated record.
AUGGCAGAGAAUUCCCCCCGAAACUGCCAAACCUGUGACCGAACGGCCCUACCGGCGGACGACAACAUACAGUGCGGCCUCUGCAAGUUGUGGGAGCACGCGGAAUGCGCUGGCAUCGACAUGCAUACCCGACAGCCGGGUGUUUUAUAUGUGUGCGGUAAAUGCUCGUUGCAGGGGAAGUCCGACCACUUGAAAGUACCCGAAAUUGGUGGCCGCACGACUCGAUCAAGUUCCAAACCAGGAUCUAAGGCAAGUUCUAAGGUAGGAUCGACAAGAAGUUGUAAGAAGGGAAAAUCGAAUCCUGGUGGCAGUGUAACGUCGAGUGUACGUGCUGCAAUAUUAACGGAGCAGCUGAAACUCGUCGAGAAGGAGCAGAAGAUGCAGGAACUAGCCCUCCAAGAAGAGCAGGAUGUUCGGAACCGACUGUUGGACGAAGGAGAACGCCAAUUGGAGGAGAAAAAGCGUCUUCGAGAGCGAAGAUUAAAGGAGGAGUUAGAAUUGAAGCAAAAAGAACAACAGAUUAGGAAGGAAUCUUUAGAAAAGCGGCAAGCGCUCAUCCGGCACAUAGCAGAGGCUAGUAGCAGAGGUGGUUCCAUCGUCAACUCAAACCAGAUGGUGGAAGAUUGGUUAAACAGACAGGACGCUGGACAAUCAAACGGAAAUCUACUGGGGAAUCCAAACAACCCCAACCCAUCAAGUCCACCGGCUCCGUUGCCGCUGCCAUCGAACCCGCCUGUUCCCGUACCGCAGACUCCGAUUCCAUCCGGAAUUCCCGGUACGCCAGGGGAUCCGCAGCCAACGUAUCUGCCCUCUCCGUCGCCUCAGCUACCACAACCCGUUGACCCGACUCAACCUUCUUCGGCCAGCCCCGUUCCCCUCGUUCGCGUAUUAACACAAGCACAAAUAGCGGCGAGGCAAGUUUUAGCCAAAGAUUCGCCCUUGUUUAGCGGGAGCCCGGAGGACUGGCCCUUAUUUAUAAGUAAUUUUGAACAGUCUACGACCACCUGCGGUUAUUCAGAUGCGGAAAACCUAGUACGCCUUCAGCGGUGUUUGAAAGGACACGCACUAGAGUCCGUACGAAGUCGCUUACUCCUGCCGGUGAGCGUACCGCACGUCGUUCAGACUCUGCGUACGUUAUUUAGAAGACCUGAUUUCCUGAUUAGGUCGCAAUUGAGCAAGAUUAAUCAAAUUCCCUCGCCGCGACACGACCGACUGGAAACGGUCAUUCACUUUGGCCUAGCAGUGCAGAAUCUUGUUGAUCACCUCAAAGCGGGACAGCAACUCAAUCAUCUCGCGAAUCCUGUGCUUUUACAGGAACUGGUGGAGAAAUUGCCCGGUUCAAUGCGUCUUGACUGGGCAGUUUACAAAAACAAUCAUCCGCCUGCAACGUUGGACACCUUUGGCAUCUUCAUGUCUGGUUUGGUCACAGCGGCAAGCGAAGCACAUUCUGCAGAGCAGCCGACAGCUCCAACCACUAACAAAACCUCCACCGGCGCGAAACCGGACAAGCAGUGCCAAGCGUGCGGUCGAACCGGCCAUCGAGUUGCUGAGUGUCAUCAAUUCGGGGGAGCCAGUUUAGACGAACGGUGGAAGCUAGUCCAGCAGAAAGAACUUUGUAGAACCUGCCUCAAUAGUCACGGCAAGUGGCCGUGCCGAUCCUGGAAAGGCUGUGGUGUCCAGGAAUGUCGCCAGAAACACCAUACACUUUUACACUCCGACACGUCCUGCGAUCGAUCCGUUUCAGCUAGUCACGUAACCUCCGGUAAUUUUCAGUGGCCACUUUUCCGCAUUCUUCCCGUGGUUCUGUAUGGCAACCAUUCCUCCCAAGUUGUCUACGCCUUCAUCGAUGAAGGAUCGUCCUACACUCUCCUGGAUGAAUCAGUUGCGAAAGGUCUGGGAGUCGCGGGGAAAACAGAUCCGCUCACCUUGAAGUGGACCGGAAACGUGACACGGGUCGAACCGACCUCGCAAUGUGUCCAGCUUGAUAUCUCCGGCAAAAAUAUAAAUUCCCGAUACACUCUUUUCAAUGUCCGGACGCUUCUCAUCGGCUUGGAUAAUUUGAAACUGGGAGUUCCGCUCAAGCUGCGAGAAGGAGGGCAAACUCAUCCGAUUGGGGCAAAGUGCCGUCUAGGUUGGAGUGUCUACGGUUACGUCCCAAAUCAGUCGUCGCAUUCAGCAAUCGUUGGAUUUCACGUCGGAGCGGUCUCAGAUCGCGACCGCGAACUCAACGAACAGCUCCAUGACUAUUUCACGCUUGAAGACAACGGAGUCACCAUUCCAAGUCCUGAAUUGGAAUCCGAAGAUGAGAAACGAGCGAUACGGUUACUACAGGAGACUACACGACGCACGCCCGAGGGAGCACAUUUCGAAACCGGAUUACUGUUUAAAACGGACGAUCCAAACUUUCCUGACAGUUAUCCCAUGGCUGUCCGACGUCUGGAGGCACUUGAGCGUAGACUUCAACAAGAACCAGCGCUGAAAGAACGUGUGCACCAGCAAGUAUUAGACUACGAACGGAAAGGAUACACACACCGUGCAACUCUUGCCGAAUUGACUUCCGUUGAGGCAAAUCGUGUAUGGUACCUUCCCCUAGGUGUCGCUACAAACCCCAAAAAACCAGACAAAAUCCGGCUGAUCUGGGAUGCGGCGGCCAAGGUGGGGGAAGUCUCCUUUAACUCCCGUCUCUUAAAAGGACCCGACCUACUAGUCGCGCUCCCGACGGUCCUCAGCCAGUUUCGCCAAUUUCCAGUGGCGCUUACUGGUGACGUCAUGGAAAUGUUUCAUCAGCUGCGAAUGCGUUUUCCUGACUGUCAAUCGCAACGUUUCCUUUUCCGGUUUUGUUCCUCGGAUAACCCCCAAGUCUACGUCAUGGACGUCGCUACAUUUGGGGCGUGCUGUUCCCCGGCGUCGGCACAGUACGUAAAGAACCUUAACGCCGAUGAGUUCGCUAGCGAUUAUCCAAGAGCAGCAGACGCCAUCAAGAAAAAGCAUUACGUCGACGACUACUUGGACAGCUUCAAGACGAUCGAGGAGGCGAUUACAGUCGUGAACGAGGUCAGGCUUUUGCAGUCCAAGGGAGGCUUCACUUUACGGCGAUUCCUUUCCAAUGAAUCCGAAGUGCUGCGAGGAAUAGGUGAAGUAGCUGAAGAGGAAUCUAAAAGCCUUCAUAUGGAACGAGAGGGCAAGUCCGAAUCGUUACUUGGGAUGCAAUGGAUCCCGAAAGAAGAUGUGUUCAUCUACUCCUUCGGAACACGCGAUGAUUUACAGGCCAUCCUGCAUCCAGAUCAUAUGCCCACCAAGCGUGAAGUGGCCAAGGUGGUCAUGAGCCUUUUCGAUCCGCUCGGUCUAAUCGCGUAUUUCCUGGUUCACGGUAAAAUCUUUAUCCAGGAGCUCUGGGCGCGUGGAGUCGGCUGGGAUCAAGAAAUCCCCCAAGAACUAAAUGGACGUUGGCGACAAUGGGUGUGCUUACUCCAGCAACUGGGUCAACUUCGCAUUCCUCGGAGCUACUUCCAACCGACACAUGACUAUUCUCGUCUGCAAAUCCACGUCUUGGCUGAUGCUAGCGAAACCGCUUACGCCUGUGCAGUGUACUUCCGCUUGGAGACGUCCCGCGGCAUAGAAGUGACACUUGCUGAAGCCAAAACUAAAGUUGCCCCGUUGAAAACACUAUCUAUUCCUCGUCUCGAACUGAAAGCGGCAGUUUUGGGCGUACGCUUGAUGAACACGGUCCUGAAACGUCAUACCUUCGUGGUUUGUCAACGCUACUGUUGGAGUGAUGCAACCACUGUCCUCGCGUGGGUGCGCUCCACCGAUCAUCGGCGUUAUCAUAAAUAUGUAGCCGUUAGGGUCGGCGAGAUCUUGUCAUCCACGCAACAAUCCGAGUGGCGCUGGGUCCCAACCAAGCUCAAUGUUGCGGAUCUCGCUACAAAGUGGAACAACGGUCCGCAAAUUACCAUGGACAGUCCCUGGUUUCAAGGCCCGGCCUUUCUCUACGAGCUCGAAGAGGGCUGGCCCAAGCAGCAAACGAUUGCCUCAACCGAGCAAGAGCUUCGUCCGUCCCAUUUUCAUGCCGCACACUUCUCUUCGGACAUGGCAUUCAACCGAUUUAAUCGAUGGACCAAGAUGCAGCGUGUAGCUGCAUAUGUUCUUCGCGGGUUGAACAACUUCCCCAAGCGCCGAUCGAGGGAAAACCUGCAACUCGGAAACCUAACAAGCGACGAACUUCGACGAGCAGAAGAAAUCCUCCUGAAAACGGCACAAAGCGAUUUCUACGCGGAGGAAAUUGCAGUUUUGGCUAAGACUCAAGGUCCACCCGAGCAGCGUCAUGCAAUCGUGGACAAAUCCAGCUCUAUCAACAAGCGGUGGCCAUACCUGGACGAGAGCGGAGUUCUGCGAAGUCGGGGACGAAUUGGCGCGGCACCAUACGUACCGGCCGAAGCUAAGUUCCCAAUCAUCCUCCCCAAACAACACCUAAUCACCUUCCUUAUUGUAGACUGGUACCACCGCCGUUUCCGUCAUGCCUACCGAGAAACCAUUUUCAACGAAAUCCGCCAACGGUUCGAGAUUUCAAACCUGAGACGACUACUGGAGAAAGUUCAGAAAGCGUGCGCUUUCUGUCGCGUAGCGAAGGCGAUGCCAACACCACCACCAAUGGCUCCGCACCCUGAGAUGUGCUUGACGGCUUUCGUUCAGCCCUUCACGUUUACCGGAUUAGACUAUUUCGGGCCGAUACUGGCGAAGGUGGGUAGGGUCAACGUGAAGCGCUGGGUGGCACUAUUCACGUGCCUCACGACUAGAGCAAUCCACAUGGAGGUGGUACACUCGUUAAGCACGGAGUCCUGUAUCAUGGCAGUACAACGUUUUGUGGCACGCAGAGGCAUCCCAAGGGAAUUCUGGACCGAUAUUGCUACCUGCUUCCAAGGCACCAGCAACGAGAUGAGGGCGCUAAAAGAAGCUAGAGACAAGGCUUUAUCCACAAAGUUCACGACCUCCCAAACUACCUGGAAGUUUAUACCCCCAGCGGCACCACACAUGGGCGGUGCGUGGGAGAGAUUAGUUCGGUCGGUCAAGGUAGCGAUUGGAGCGGUUAUGGAUGGCCCACGGAAACCCGAUGACGAGACACUGGAGACGAUUCUCCUGGAAGCGGAGGCCAUGAUCAACUCCAGGCCUCUCACCUUCAUUCCGCUGGAAUCUGCGGAUCAGGAGGCAAUGACCCCAAACCAUUUUUUGUUGGGCAACUCUUCUGGCACGAAGUUUCUACCCACCGUAAAGCUGGACAGUCGUUCAACACUCCGAAGCAGUUGGAAGUUGGCCAAGUACAUUACCGAUGAGUUCUGGCGCAGGUGGCUAAAGGAGUACCUCCCCGUAAUCACACGAAGAUGCAAAUGGUUCAAGGACGUGAAAGAUCUGGAGGUAGGUGACCUAGUUUUGGUGGCUGACGGAGCGGCACGGAACCAGUGGGCUAGGGGGAGGAUCGAGAGGGUGAUUCCAGGACGAGACGGCAGAGUACGACAAGCAUUGGUUCGGACAUCGUCAGGAACUCUACGUAGACCAGCGGUGAAGUUAGCUGUUUUGGACGUCGAGGUGAACAGUAAACCUGGCAUCGGUGACUCCGGAUCUUGA